AUCUUAAACGAAAAAAAUAAAAAAUAAAAAAAAAACCCAAAUCCCCGACCCCGCGCCGCUCCACCGUCGCCGAACAAAAUGCAGGGCGCCUCCACGGGCAUCGUCUACGGCGGCCUCAAAUACCAGGCGAGGUGCAUCGCCGAUGUCCGCGCCGACCCCGACCACACCACCUUCCUCGCCGGAACCCUAAGCCUCAAGGAGGAGAACGAGGUGCACCUGAUCCGGCUAUCGGCGUCGGGGAGCGAGCUCGUGUGCGAGGGGCUGUUCUACCACCCCAACGAGAUCUGGGAUCUUAAGUCUUGCCCCUACGAUCCGAGGAUUUUCUCCACCGUGUUCACUUCCGGCGAAACAUAUGGAGCUUCCAUCUGGAAGAUUCCUGAGCUUUAUGGACAGUCUAAUUCCCCACAGUUGGAACAACUUGUUUCCCUCGAUGAGCACACCUUUAAGAUCAAAUGUAUUCUUUGGUGGCCACUGGGGAAGCACGAUAAACUAAUCAGCAUUGAUGAGGGAAAUCUCUUCCUAUGGAGCUUAGAUUCUUCAAAUAAAAGAGCAAAGGUGAUAUCACAAGAGUCUGUUGGUAUGCUUCAUAAUUUAUCUGGUGGAGCGUGGGACCCACAUGACAGAAAUGCUGUUGCAGCAAUCUGUGAUUCUUCACUUCAGUGCUGGGAUCUUCGCACAAUGAAGAGGGCAAAUACAAUUGAACAUGCUCAUGUCAGGGAUGUUGAUUAUAACCCGAAAAGGCAACACAUACUUGCCACUGCAGAAGAUGAAUCUGGGAUACACAUAUGGGAUCUUAGAAUGCCUAAAUUUCCUCUAAAAGAGCUCCCUCGGCAUAUGCAUUGGACAUGGGCUGUCCGUCACAACCCAGAAUAUGACAACCUGAUUUUGAGUGCAGGAACUGAUUCAACUGUAAAUUUGUGGUCGGUUAAAAUUGCCAGUGAUGAUUCGACACCCGAAAGUCCUGUUGACUCUUCAAGAAGGCUGACGGAUCCUCUACUCAAUUCAUACACUGACUAUGAGGAUAGCAUCUAUGGUCUUGCAUGGAGCUCACGGGAGCCUUCUGUUUUUGCAUCAUUGUCCUAUGACGGGAGGGUUGUUGUUGAAUCCGUGAGACCUUACAUGCAGAAAAAGUAAUAGCUGUUAUGUUCUUGGUGUGCAGGAGAUUACAAUGUGGUGUGUUCAAUCUAUGCUCACAAAUCUCUAGUUGUUAUGAGAAUCAAUACCGUCAUUGUUUUAUUUAAAACAUAGAGCUUACGAAGAGAAAUCAUUUUCAAAUGAUCACAUAUUGCACAAUUGAGGAUGCCUCUUGGUUUAUUCGAACACUGGCAACAGUUGAGUACACACUUUUUCUCCAGUAAAUAAUUGAGCCUGAGGAACAAAUAGCCAAAACAUCAGGUCACAUUUAGUUAAAGAAGAUUUGUUUUCCCUUUUGUUGUUCUUGAUAGAGGUUGGAGGAUUUGAUAUCACCGUCGUCGCCUACUGUGCAUUUUUCUGCAGCUGUUGUGUCCAUAGUGUGUAGUAUGUAGAAGAGGCAGAAAAUGUUAACAUUUGAUUAACUCUGAAAACUGACUUCUACUGCUUCUCUCUCCAUGUCUAUGAUUUUCUUUUCAGUUCUUUAAAUAGAGAACAAAGAAUUUGUUUGUGUCGACCUUUAUUGACUAAACAACAAUAAAAUGCUGAGUCGGUCCUUCGGAUAA
Messenger RNA from Ananas comosus (pineapple), 1697 nucleotides. RefSeq names its product WD repeat-containing protein DWA2-like. Gene Ontology annotation, molecular function: protein binding. NCBI's taxonomy places the organism in Eukaryota, Viridiplantae, Streptophyta, Magnoliopsida, Poales, Bromeliaceae. The transcript is spliced from 14 exons. Gene Ontology annotation, biological process: protein ubiquitination. The record is from RefSeq and is a predicted model, not a curated record. The coding region runs from base 79 to 1134 and encodes 351 amino acids.